CUUUGUUUGGGUACUUUACUUUGACAUUACAAAAAUACUAAAAUAACUUCUUAGAUUGGGUUUGUCACUGCUUCGUCUUUCACAUCAGGAUGGAUCAUCAUGACUGGCAGCGAGGGAGGAGUAGAGGUCACAGGCGCUACGAUGAUGAUGAUGAGGCCCAGCCGGUCUACAUCGGUGUUCCAGUUUCCCACAGACGGAAAAGGCGCAGACAUCACUCCUAUGCCAGUGACGCUGAACGUGAAUCCCGACACUGGCACUAUGAUCACCACUCACACCGUGAACACUCCCAUCGGGGAUAUUACAACGACAGAGAGGAGCACUAUGACGAUGACGAGGGCAGUGUAGGGCGUCACGAGCACUCCAACCCCUCAGUCUCCCCUGCAGCAGAGCGUCUGCGCCACAUACUGGGGGAGGAUGACAGCACCCCGACACCCACAAUAUUCACUGAGAUGGACACACUGCAGCAUGAGGGCGGUGAAUUAGAGUGGAAAGAGUCUGCAAGGUGGGUGAAGUUCGAGGAGAAGGUGGAGGAGGGAGGAGAGAGAUGGAGCAAGCCUCACGUGUCCACGCUGACACUCCACAGCCUGUUUGAGCUCAGGACCUGUCUGCAGACAGGAAGCAUCCUGCUCGACCUGGAGGGCUACUCACUGCCACAGAUCGUGGAUGAGAUUGUGGAUCGGCAGAUAGCUGACGGUCUCAUCCCUCCGGACCUGAAGGAGAAGAUCAGCUUUGUGCUGCUCAGGAAGCACCGUCACCAGACCAAGAAACCAAUCCACCGCUCUCUGGCAGACAUAGGGAAGUCCUCCAACACUGCUUCCAACCGUAGUCCUCUGAGUCAUAGUGCUAGUUCAGCUUCUGGGAUCCACCGCUCCACAGAAGACCUACGCUCUAAGUCAAGCAGCCUUAGCCGCCUGCAUCACGCCCAGAGCCGAAGCAUGAAUGAUAUUUCAGACACACCAAGCACAGACCAGCUGAAGAAUAAGUUCAUGAAGAAGAUUCCUCGUGAUGCUGAAGCUUCCAAUGUCCUGAUCGGGGAGGUGGAUUUUCUGGAAAAACCCUUCGUCUCUUUUGUACGUUUGGCUCAAGCCACGACUCUCGGAGGCCUCACCGAGGUCCCUGUGCCGACCAGGUUUCUCUUCAUCUUGCUGGGUCCUCAUGGCAAAACCAAGUCCUACAAUGAGAUUGGAAGAGCAAUCGCUACGCUCAUGGUGGACGAUCUGUUCAGUGAUGUUGCCUAUAAAGCCAGGGAUCGUGAGGACCUGAUUGCAGGUGUCGAUGAGUUUCUGGAUGAGGUGAUUGUCCUUCCUCCAGGAGAAUGGGACCCCAAAAUACGCAUUGAACCUCCAAAGAAGGUUCCAUCGGCAGAAAUGAGGAAGUCAGUGCUGAACCUGAACGAGCUGGGUCAAAUGAAUGGCUCGGCCGGUGGGGCAGCUGGAGGAGAGGAUGAGGAGCUUCCAGCUCCACACGAGCUCGGAGAGGAGCUGAAAUUCACUGGGAGGAUUGGCGGUGGAUUAUGGCUAGACAUCAAAAGGAAGAUCCCGUGGAUUUGUAGUGACAUCUACGACGGCUUCCAUAUCCAGUCCAUCUCUGCAGUUCUCUUCAUCUACCUGGGCUGCAUCACCAAUGCCAUCACCUUUGGGGGACUGCUCGGAGACGCUACUGACAAUUACCAGGGAGUGAUGGAGAGUUUCCUCGGCACUGCUCUAGCAGGGACUGUCUUUUGUUGUUUUGGUGGGCAACCUCUCAUCAUCCUCAGCUCAACUGGACCCAUUCUCAUCUUUGAGAAACUGCUAUAUGAAUUCAGCAAAGGAAACGAUGUAGACUACAUGGAGCUGCGUCUAUGGAUCGGCCUCCAUUCGUGUCUCCAGUGUUUCCUGCUGGUAAUCACAGACGCCAGCUACAUUAUCAAGUACAUGACCCGCUUCACAGAGGAGGGUUUCUCCAGCCUCAUCUCCUUCAUAUUCAUCUCUGAUGCUAUCAAGAAGAUGGUAGGAGCUUUGAAGUAUUACCCAAUCAACCGCGGCUUUAAGCCCGACUACAUCACUGCCUACAAGUGUGAAUGCAUCGCACCAGACCAGGUAUCUGCUCUGGGCUUGAAUGUUUCAGCUCCACUCGCAGACGAUAACAUGACUCUGCUGUUUAACUUGACAGACAUGGACUGGAGUCAGCUGAGUAAGAAAGAGUGUCUGAAAUAUGGUGGUGCACUGGUGGGGAGCUCCUGUAAGUAUGUCCCCGACCUGGCCCUCAUGUCCUUCAUCCUCUUCUUCGGCACCUACUCCAUGACUGUAUCCCUCAAGAAGUUCAAGUUCAGCCGCUACUUCCCGACAAAGUUCCGAUCCCUGAUCAGUGAUUUCGCCAUCAUCAUUUCCAUCCUGGUCUUCUGUGGACUGGAUUGCCUGAUGGAUCUGGACACCCCCAAACUGCAUGUGCCCACUAAGAUCAAGCCCACACGUGCUGACCGCGGCUGGUUAGUAAUGCCGUUUGGUAAGAAUCCCUGGUGGUGGUAUGUGGCCAGCUUUGUUCCCGCUCUCCUGGUCACCAUCCUCAUCUUCAUGGACCAGCAGAUCAGCGCCGUCAUCGUCAACCGCAAAGAAAACAAACUGAAGAAAGGUUGUGGCUACCACUUGGACCUGUUCUGGGUGGGUGUGCUGAUGGCUGUGUGUUCCUUCAUGGGUCUGCCCUGGUACGUAGCAGCCACCGUCAUCUCUAUCGCACACAUCGACUCUCUCAAGAUGGAGAGUGAGUCCAGUGCGCCUGGAGAGCAGCCACAGUUCCUUGGAGUCAGGGAACAGAGGUUGACUGGCAUUCUGGUGUUCGUUCUGACCGGACUCUCAGUUUUCCUAGCUCCAGUCCUCCAGUUCAUCCCCAUGCCCGUUCUGUAUGGAGUGUUCCUUUACAUGGGAGUGGCCUCACUGAGUGGCAUUCAGUUCUGGGAGCGUAUCAAGCUGUAUCUGAUGCCACCCAAACACCAGCCAGACUUCUCUUUCCUGCGUCAUGUUCCUCUGAGACGCGUCCAUCUUUUCACCCUCGUCCAGAUCGUGUGUCUGGCUGUCCUCUGGAUCCUGAAGUCCACCUUCCUUGCCAUCAUCUUCCCAGUGAUGAUUCUGGGUCUGAUGGUCGUGAGGAAGCUGCUGGAUCUGAUGUUCUCACAACACGACUUGGCUUGGCUGGACGACAUCCUGCCAGACAAAGACAAGAAGAAGGAGGAUGACAAGAAGAAGAAGAAAAAGGCGGCAGAGCCAGAGAGCGACGAGGAGCCCAACAGCGCUGUUCCCCGUCCUGUGACGAUUCCCAUGGAGGCCAUAGCGCCCCACACAGAGCCAGUCCCUGCCCCUGUUAACCCUCCCACCCAAAACCAAACCUCUGACUGAGACGAACCCUUACUCGACAGUCAACUCCGAUCAGAACGACUUAGACCGCAGCAUCACUCUGCACCUGAAGAUCUCCUGCCCCGACUCACCUGCCCACUCCCAGACCUCCAGCCUCGCCCCCGGGGACGCUCCGUCA
This is a messenger RNA of Epinephelus moara (kelp grouper), 3507 nucleotides long. It is a transcript of the gene slc4a5b, whose product is annotated as solute carrier family 4 member 5b. Gene Ontology annotation, cellular component: plasma membrane. The transcript has 28 exons. Gene Ontology annotation, biological process: bicarbonate transport; monoatomic anion transport; transmembrane transport. Lineage: Eukaryota; Metazoa; Chordata; Actinopteri; Perciformes; Serranidae. Gene Ontology annotation, molecular function: monoatomic anion transmembrane transporter activity; solute:inorganic anion antiporter activity; sodium:bicarbonate symporter activity. The record is from RefSeq and is a predicted model, not a curated record. Bases 90 to 3371 code for a protein of 1093 amino acids.